Molecule: messenger RNA, 1977 nt
Organism: Beta vulgaris subsp. vulgaris (sugar beet)
Lineage: Eukaryota; Viridiplantae; Streptophyta; Magnoliopsida; Caryophyllales; Amaranthaceae
Product: protein DETOXIFICATION 49
Exons: 1
Coding region: 107-1837 (576 amino acids)
Biological process (GO): xenobiotic detoxification by transmembrane export across the plasma membrane
Cellular component (GO): membrane
Molecular function (GO): antiporter activity; xenobiotic transmembrane transporter activity
Source: RefSeq, a predicted model, not a curated record
GAACUUUCCCCCUAACUCCAAACACUCUUCUUCUCUCUCUCUCUCUCUCUCUCUUUCUCUCUACAUCUCUCUUCUUUCUCUCUCUAAAAAUAUUCUGUGCCCAAGAAUGUGUAAGCAAACAAGCUCAGAUGAUGGGUUUAUCUCCAGCAAAUGCAACACAAACCAAACAACAACAAUUUACCAUAAAGAUGAUGACCCUAUUGCCAACUUGCAUGUCCCAUUGAUACCAAAUUCUCCAACACCAAAAAUAUCUCAAUUUCCAUCAACUCAAGAUCAUUCUGAACAUACACUACUUAUCCAUAACCAUAACCAUAACCAUAACCAUAACGAUAAGCAUAGUACUAGUACUAGUACUAGUACUAGUUUUAGUACUAAAACAAGACACUUUUGUUCAACAACAACAACAAAUCUUGUACCUUAUCUACGAGAAGCAAAAUUAACAAGUGAUAUUGCGUUACCAAUGAUCCUAACAGGCCUUCUUUUAUACUCACGCUCAAUGAUCUCAAUGCUCUUCUUAGGCCGCCUAGGCGAACUCGCCUUAGCAGGCGGCUCACUAGCCAUAGGUUUCGCCAACAUCACUGGAUACUCCAUCUUAUCCGGUUUAGCCAUGGGCAUGGAACCUAUAUGUGGUCAAGCAUUCGGCGCUAAGAAACAUUCCUUACUUGGUGUUACCCUUCAAAGGACUAUUCUCCUCUUACUAUUAACCUCCCUUCCUAUCUCCUUCCUUUGGCUUAACAUGGAUAAACUUCUCUUAUUAUGCCGCCAAGAUUCCGCCAUCGCUGCCCAAGCUCAGGCCUACUUAAUCUACACUCUCCCAGACCUUUUAGCUCAAUCCAUUCUUCACCCACUCAGAAUCUACCUUAGGACUCAAUCCAUCACCUUGCCUCUUACCUUCACCGCGGCUUUAGCCAUCGCUCUCCAUCUCCCUCUUAACUGGCUCCUUGUUGUUAAACUUAAACUCGGAGUUAAGGGUGUGGCUUUAGCCGGAGUAAUGACUAAUUACAACAUGAUCAUAUUUCUAUUCAUAUACAUUUUCUUUUCCAAAUCUUGUAAACAAGGUUGGGCUCCUUUGAGUAAAGACUGUUUACAAGGGUACACUACUCUUCUUCAGCUUGCUAUUCCUAGCUGCAUUUCUGUCUGUCUCGAAUGGUGGUGGUACGAGAUCAUGAUCCUACUCUGCGGUCUCCUUGUCAACCCUAAAGCCACCGUUGCUUCCAUGGGAAUACUUAUCCAAACAACCUCUUUAAUCUACAUCUUCCCAUCUUCAUUGAGUGUCACUGUUUCCACCAGGGUUGGCAAUGAGCUCGGCGCCUCUCGGCCCAUUCGGGCCAAACGGGCUGCUAUUACUGGCCUAUUCUUCAGCUUCAUCUUUGGUUUUUCAGCUCUUUUCUUCACCUUCAUAGUCAGGGAUAAAUGGGCUGGAAUGUUUACCAAAGAUGGGGAUAUCAUUAGGCUUACUUCAUUGGUUUUGCCCAUAAUUGGCUUAUGUGAACUCGGAAACUGUCCUCAAACAACCGGUUGCGGGGUGUUACGUGGGACGGCUCGCCCUAAAGUUGGAGCUAAUAUUAACUUGGCCUGCUUCUACUUGGUUGGUAUGCCGGUUGCGCUCUGGUUCGGGUUUUUCGCCGGUUUCGACUUCCAAGGGCUGUGGCUUGGGCUGUUGGCAGCCCAAGCUUCUUGUGUUGUGACUAUGAUGUUGGUGUUUAGUACAACUAAUUGGGAGUUUGAAGCUCAAAGAGCUAAGGAUCUUACUCAUCAUUCUUCACCUCCUCUUAUUCUUAUUCAACAAGAUGAUAAGCAAACUCAUAGUAUAUGCCAUCAAUCAUCACUUGUUUAAUUUAGUUCUAUCAUUUUGAUUUUUCUAUUUUGGCGGGUGAAAUUUUUAUAAAAUUUUGGAGGGGUAUUAUAUUGACUUGUAUUCUUUGAAAAGAAAAAAAAAAACUAACAUAUGAAUGAAAAGUUUAUUGAUUCUUAUUA